CAACUACCUUUCUUUGCACUUGUACAUUUCUCAUCACCCAUUCUCAUUUACUAACGUAUCCACCUUUGGCCCCCUCAGAUAUUACACCAUUUAUCCCGCGUUCUAGGUGUAGACUUUAAUAUCCCGUAUUUUCAUUCUCGAGUUAAUUAUUUUAAAACGGAGUUUUUUCAACGAAGAAGUUUCAAAGGAACAAUGAAGGUGGGAGAAAGUGGGUUUAUUUCCAAGGAAGAAACACAUUUCACUGUUUGUAAAACAUCCCUAUUCUUUACGGGUGAUGGUUUUACGGUUUAUGAUAACCACGGUGAUCUCGUCUUUCGAGUCGACUCGUAUGGUCCCGAUUGGCGUGAUCAAGAUGAAAUCGUUCUUAUGGAUGCCUCUGGUCAUUGCCUUCUCACCGUCCGUCGCAAGAGACCAAGCUUACACAAUAGAUGGGAAGGUUACACCGGAGAAAGAACCGAAGGAUCAAAGCCAAUCUUUAGUGUGAAAAGAUCAUCGAUAAUCGGACGGUCAGGAGUGACCGUAGAAGGGUACCAAAAUCCAGGGGAAGAGUACUUAAUAGAUGGUUCAUUUACACAAAGAAGUUGUACCAUAUAUGAUGCUACAACUAGGGAAGUUAUGGCCGAAAUACGAAGAAAAGUGGACGCUUCAUCUAACGUGGUGUUGGGUAAAGACGUCUUUUCUUUACUUGUAAAGCCCGGUUUUGACGCCGCCUUUGCUAUGGGCCUUGUGUUGGUGUUGGACCAGAUUAAUUCGGAAGGGCUAGUCGAUGCCAUUGCUAGUUCUGAAUCGGAUGGUUCCAAUGGUAGCGGUAAUGACUCCGUGUGAUAAUACUUCUCUAAUUAUUGGAUCGUCUAGUUCAUUUCAAAUUCGAGUAAUAAUUGGAAUAUAAAAAAGUUAAAUCGUACGAUUAAUUCUCCGGUUACUAGACCAUCUAAUAACGUGAAAAGAUCACUUGCCGUCACUCUGCCCCGAAACGGCCCAUGUGUUUUUUUUUUUUUCCCCUUAUCUUUUUAGUUUUUUCAAAUUUUGGGCUAAGGUAGUUUUUUGGCAACGCAUAAUCUGGUUUCCCGUUAGGUGGUCCAUUUGUUGCUGUCUUUGUGUUUGAGAUAUUUUUGAUGUAAAUUAUAAAUUCUCAAAAUACUCAAAAAAAAAAAAAAGAAAAAGAAAAAUAAUGCUAAAUCACCUUUUUAAAAAGUAGUUGGAUUUUUCCCCUCCCU
Molecule: messenger RNA, 1217 nt
Organism: Chenopodium quinoa (quinoa)
Lineage: Eukaryota; Viridiplantae; Streptophyta; Magnoliopsida; Caryophyllales; Amaranthaceae
Product: protein LURP-one-related 12-like
Exons: 2
Coding region: 193-825 (210 amino acids)
Source: RefSeq, a predicted model, not a curated record